CACUCAACAACGUGCCUCUUUUCCCCCUCAUAUAAAACACAAUGUUAAAGUCAAGUGGAUUUUUUACUGACCAAGAUAAGGCUAAUGCUGCUAACGCUUUUGAAUUUGCUACCAAAUCGCUGGUGGAAAAGAAGGCCAGAGAAAAUAUUAAAGCAGAAGAGGACAAGAAUAAACCAAGAUAUGUACAACGAGAUGUUUUCAUUAAAGAUAGUAGUUCCGGAUUGAGGGAAGAUAGACCAAAGGAAGAAAAGAAAAAAGACGAAGAUGAUGAAUAUGACUAUCUUCUUGAGGAAGAUGAUGAUGAAGAAUUGAGAUCACUCAGAGAACGAAGACUUCAAAUUUUGAAGGAAGCAAACUCAAAGAAAAUGGAAUUGAUUAAUACACGCCAACACGGUAAAUAUGUGGAAGUUGAGGAAGGAGCAUUUUUGGAUACCGUGCUCAAGAGCAAGUAUUGUGUUUGUCACUUUUUCCAUAAUGACUUUGAAAGAUGUAAAAUUGUUGAUAAGCAUUUAGGAACUCUCUGUCAAAAGUAUUGGCAAACCAGAUUCUUCAAGGUUAAUGCUGAAAAGGCUCCAUUUUUCAUUUCUAAACUCCAAGUCAGAAUGCUUCCAGCAGUUAUUUGUUUUAAGGAUGGUGUAAUGGUGGACAGAUUUGAUGGUUUUGAGGAAUUGGGAGGUGCUGAUGAUUUCCCAACAGUUAAAAUGGAUAUGAGAUUAAUCCAAUCGAAAUGUGUUGGAGCUGACUUGCAAUUGUAAAUUAUUAAAUAUUUAACUAACUUAUUUUC
This is a messenger RNA of Naegleria gruberi, 784 nucleotides long. Its product is annotated as Phd_like_TxnDC9 domain-containing protein. The coding region runs from base 42 to 755 and encodes 237 amino acids. The record is from RefSeq and is a predicted model, not a curated record. Gene Ontology annotation, cellular component: cytoplasm. NCBI's taxonomy places the organism in Eukaryota, Heterolobosea, Eutetramitea, Acrasida, Naegleriidae. The transcript has 2 exons.